AUGACUCGCUCUGUAUAUGACAUUCCAGUCAAAACCAUUGACGGAACAGAAACCACUUUAAACCAGUACCAGGGUAAGGUUUUGCUGGUGGUCAACGUCGCUUCUAAAUGUGGCCUGACGCCGCAAUAUGAAGGUUUACAAAAACUGUAUGAUGACAAAAAAGCUGAAGGUCUGGAAAUUCUGGGCUUUCCUGCCAACAACUUUUUGGAGCAGGAACCAGGCAGUGAAGCCGAGAUUCAGGAAUUCUGUUCG
Molecule: messenger RNA, 252 nt
Organism: Cylicostephanus goldi
Lineage: Eukaryota; Metazoa; Nematoda; Chromadorea; Rhabditida; Strongylidae
Source: the annotation of a GenBank genome assembly